Adelges cooleyi (spruce gall adelgid) is the source of this 2378-nucleotide messenger RNA. RefSeq names its product ecdysone receptor. Gene Ontology annotation, biological process: positive regulation of transcription by RNA polymerase II; negative regulation of transcription by RNA polymerase II; cell differentiation. The record is from RefSeq and is a predicted model, not a curated record. Gene Ontology annotation, molecular function: zinc ion binding; ecdysone binding; RNA polymerase II cis-regulatory region sequence-specific DNA binding. Bases 307 to 1959 code for a protein of 550 amino acids. The transcript has 8 exons. Lineage: Eukaryota; Metazoa; Arthropoda; Insecta; Hemiptera; Adelgidae. Gene Ontology annotation, cellular component: nucleus.
UGUUGUCCGUCCGGCGGACGUCGCACUCUCUCUUACCUGCCGCCCGGCCGCCAGUUCAAGUUCACCGUUCCGGCAGUCUCAUCCCGCCACACGCGUUCAAGUCUCUCCUCGACCGGCCAGUGUGCGAUUAUUGUGGUGUGCUAAACCGUGUACUGUUUUUUUAGUGUUUUUAUGCGUUUUUUACCGUAGUGCAGUGUUUUCCGUCUUGGACCCGCCUGUUGUUGUUGAUUUUUUCCUAGAACUCGACCGCUCGACAGUGUGUGGUCGCGUCUUCAAAUGUGAUCCUCUCUGGUUGCGCGGGACGAAAUGUUGAGAUUAGCGUCCCAAAACGACGGGGCCAUGACGUCGUCGUCCGAGGUGACGUCGUCGUCGUCGGCCGCCGCGGCGGCUGCGGCGGGCUUUUCCGCCACCAGCAUGUUCAUCAACGCGUUUUUCAACACCAACAGCAGCCCCAUGACCCGCGAGAGCAUCGAAUUCCUGCAGGAGCUCGACGACAGCUUCGGCGAGCCGCCUUACCAUCACCACCACCAACAUCACCAUUACAACAACACCGCCGGUUCUCAGCCCCAUCAUCAUCAUCAGUUCCACGACGUCAACCGAUUCAUGGCGCACGCUACUGUGCCCAUGGUAACAGUCAAAGAAGAGCUGUCCCCUCCCAACAGCCUGUCCGGCGGCAGCAGUCACUCCGAAGGGCUGAAAAAGAAGAAAAUCAGCAACAACCCCAUCAGCAGCAGCGCCGGCGGCAACAAUGGCGGUAACGGAGGAGGAGGAACCGGUGUCGGUAUGAAUGCCGGCGGCGGAGUGCUCAACAACCGACCGCCCGAAGAACUUUGCCUGGUGUGCGGCGACCGGUCGUCCGGGUACCAUUACAACGCGCUCACCUGCGAAGGAUGCAAAGGCUUCUUCCGGCGGAGCAUCACCAAAAACGCCGUGUACCAGUGCAAGUACGGCAACAACUGCGAGAUCGACAUGUACAUGAGGCGCAAGUGCCAGGAAUGUCGGCUGAAAAAAUGCCUGACCGUCGGCAUGAGGCCCGAAUGUGUUGUACCAGAAGUCCAAUGUGCCGUAAAAAGAAAGGAGAAAAAAGCUCAGAGAGAAAAAGACAAGCCUAAUUCUACCACUGACGUUUCUCCAGAAUGUAUCAAAAUAGAACCUACAGAGAUGAAGAUUGAAUGUGGCGAACCGAUGGUGAUUGGAGCGCCUAUGACGCCUAUUCCUUAUCCUGAGGUGAAGCCGUUGAGUUCCGAACAAAAAGAACUAAUUCACCGACUCGUCUAUUUCCAGGACCAGUACGAGGCUCCAAGUGAAAAGGACCUAAAACGAUUGUCGAUAAAUAAUGCCGAAGAAUUAGACGAAGAGAAGCAAAGCGACUCGACGUAUAGGAUAAUCACUGAAAUGACUAUACUCACUGUCCAAUUGAUUGUCGAGUUUGCAAAACGGUUACCAGGAUUUGACAAACUUGUCAGAGAAGAUCAAAUUACUUUACUCAAAGCUUGCUCAAGUGAAGCGAUGAUGUUCAGGGUUGCUAGGAAAUAUGAUAUUACCACGGACUCCAUAGUGUUUGCCAACAACCAGCCAUUUACAGCCGACACAUAUUUGAAGGCUGGUCUGGGCGAUGCUGUGGAAAAUCAGUUGUCGUUCAGUCGGUUUAUGUACAAAAUGAAAGUGGACAACGCUGAAUACGCCCUUCUGACGGCCAUUGUAAUAUUUUCAAAUAGGCCGAAUCUCUUGGACGGAUGGAAAGUAGAAAAAAUACAAGAGAUCUACCUGGAGUCUUUGAAGGCGUACGUGGACAAUCGCGACCGCGAAACAGCCACUGUCCGGUAUGCACGGCUACUAUCGGUUCUCACCGAGCUGCGUACGUUGGGCAAUGAAAACUCCGAGUUGUGCAUGACGCUAAAACUCAAAAACAGAGUCGUGCCCCCAUUCUUGGCCGAAAUAUGGGACGUCAUGCCAUAAUGAAAUGCUGCAGCUAGUAGUUACCUUGUACCCGGCCGUGCAAUGUAUGCAUGUUACCUGGUGAUUAAUUUGAAGACUGUGUAAACAUUAUAUUCGGUCAUUCAAGCGUCCAGUUAUCAUCACGACAGACACGGAAAAGCUUAGAGUUCUGAUUAUUCAACCGAUAAAAAUCGUAUUGUUUUUUGGAAGACUAUUGAUAUUUUAAAUUUUAUUGAUUUAAUUAAAAAUAAAAAGUGCAAAACGAAGAAACCUUCUUGCAUGUCAAAUAACAAUAUUGUUUGUAUGUUAGUUGUAAGCGUGCUUAAAUAUAAGAUUAUAAUAUAUUGAUCGUUGAGUGUCGAAAGGAAAGUUUUGCGAUUGUUGUUAAACACAAGGAUGAUGGAUGAUGGACAAUUAUUAAAGCACUCCCUUUUCUUGUU